AUGUAUUGGAAAAAGCUGAAAGCGUUGGGUGCUGGUUCUUAUGGAACUGUGUUUCUUGCCGCACCAAAAGAUGGUUCGUCUACUUUUGUGGCAGUGAAAUCUGCAGAAGUGAAGGAUUCGUCUUCGCUUUCAAUGGAAGGAAGAAUACUGGAUGCGCUGAAAGGGUCGCCAUACGUAGUUCAGUGCUUUGGAGAAGAUGUAAGUGUCGAAAACGGUAAACAUACUUAUAACCUCUUGCUCGAAUAUGCCGUUGGUGGCACUUUGCACGAUUUGAUUAAUAUCUACUCUAAAGCUAACACGAUGGUUGAAGAAUCAGAGGUUGCAUACUAUGCUUUUCAGCUUUUGACUGGGAUUUCUCAUGUUCAUCGUAAGGGUUUCAUUCACUGCGAUCUGAAACCGAGUAAUAUACUUGUUUUUCCUACUGUUGAUGACGAAUAUGAUAGUAUUGUGGAUGUGCGCCUGAAGUUGGCUGAUUUUGGGGUGUCUUUGAGAACGGUAAAAAACGAAACACAUACCUACUGGGAUAGAGGCUCCAACAAGUGUUGUCAUCAUAGAGGGUCUCUGCUUUAUGCUUCCCCAGAAUCUGUAGCUCAUGGGAUUCAUGGUAAAGCCGUUGAUAUUUGGGCGCUUGGUUGCAUUGUUGUAGAGAUGAUCACAGGGAGACGGUUAUGGUCGUGCCAUAAAAAUAGUGACGAUUUGGACUUCAAGAUUACACAUGAAGAACCUGUGAUUCCGAGUAACGUUUCUAAUAUAUGCAGGGAGUUCCUGGUCAAGUGUUUUGAAAAAGAUCAUAAUUGGAGAUAG
Molecule: messenger RNA, 804 nt
Organism: Nicotiana attenuata
Lineage: Eukaryota; Viridiplantae; Streptophyta; Magnoliopsida; Solanales; Solanaceae
Product: protein kinase byr2-like
Exons: 1
Coding region: 1-804 (267 amino acids)
Biological process (GO): protein phosphorylation
Molecular function (GO): protein kinase activity; ATP binding
Source: RefSeq, a predicted model, not a curated record